CUGAUGUCUUUAUGGGACUACAUACACUUUACGAACUGUCUCUAAAUCAAAAUCAGAUAGAAAUCCUUCCAGAUGAUAUUUUCAGUGGUUUAUCUGUGCUUGGCUGGAUCUUUCUAAACAACAAUACCCUAUCCAUUAUACCUGUUUUACCUUCCUCUGUUAAAUUGCUUGACAUAUCCUACAAUAGCUUUGAGGUGUUACCUGCUGGAACAUUUUCCAAUUGUAGUCAAUUAAACCUUUUAAAUAUCAUAGGUAACAAAAUAGAAAUACAGGAACACAUGUUUGAAGGAUUAAAUAAUCUGUCUACUUUAUUGACCGAUACUCCAUUCAUGUGUUGUGUUAAGCCUCCGUCUGUUUCUGACAAUAGAUGUUUGAGAGAUCCUAAAAAGUUAGGGGAUUGUUGGUUUGGAGAUGUGUCAUGCAAAUCAGAAGGAGAUGCGAUAUCUUCAUGUUAUACAUUGAUAGGUUCAGUUGCACUAAGAACAUGUCUCUGGGUAAUUGGAGUUUGUGCUUUAAUUGGGAAUUUUGCUGUCAUGUUCUACCGACUAUUCAUAGACACAGAUAAUCUUACAAUGAGUUAUUCGUUCUUUGUACUGAAUUUGAGUUUAUCAGAUUGUCUAAUGGGCGUCUACAUGAUUGUGAUAGGCAUUGUAGACAUCUACUAUAACGGUGUUUACGCUGUGAACAACCAAACAUGGAGAAGAAGUACUCUAUGUACCACAGCUGGAGUUCUAUCCAGUAUAUCCAGUGAGAUGUCGACGUUUCUUAUUCUACUGGUGACGAUAGAUCGAGUCAUUGUCAUUAUGUUCCCAAUGUCCCGUCUUUCCAAACAGAAUAUCUCGUGGAAACAGGCAUCUGUGGUCUCGGUGUGUCUGUGGCUUAUUUCUACCACACUUGCAGUCAUCCCAGUUAUUUCCAUGCAGUCCUACUUCAAGGGGGAAUACUACUCUCAGUCAGGGGUAUGUCUCGCCUUACCAUUGACUGACAUCGAACAACCAGGUGCUGAAUAUUCGUUUGCAGUGUUUGUUUGUCUCAACUGUCUCGUCUUUUUAGCUAUAGCCAUAGGGCAAAUCGGCAUGUUUAAAAGUUUGAUUUCAAGCCCAGGGCGUCGUAUGGCCUCGUCACAGUCUCGUCAACGGGAUAUAUCUGUAGCAAGAACUCUCUUUAUGGUGGUGGCGACCGACUUUUGCUGUUGGUUUCCGAUCGGCGUAAUGGGAGUGAUUUCAAAAUUUGGAUACCAGAUGCCGCACGGUGUUUAUGCGUGGGUUAUGGUGUUUGUUUUGCCAAUCAAUGCUGCCAUCAAUCCAUUCUUGUACACGGCCUCAGCUAUAUUCAGGAAGCGACAAAGAGAACAACAGAUUGCAAUAACGACGUCAACGAAAAACACUGGAAGAAUCGCCGUGAAAUCGAGAUGAAUAUACUUUAACAGCCAUGUCAAACGAGUAUGUCUGAAGUCUCGUCAAUUCUUCUGUCGUUUGUUAGAGGCGUGGUAACUCUCUUUGCAAGAAGUGUAAUACAACUUAGCGAAAUACACCACCGGAAAGAACGCUGGUUACUCCAUUUUUGUUGGUAAAUUUGUGAAAUAAAGCAUGAUAUGAAAA
Molecule: messenger RNA, 1601 nt
Organism: Pecten maximus
Lineage: Eukaryota; Metazoa; Mollusca; Bivalvia; Pectinida; Pectinidae
Product: G-protein coupled receptor GRL101-like
Exons: 3
Coding region: 12-1415 (467 amino acids)
Biological process (GO): G protein-coupled receptor signaling pathway
Cellular component (GO): membrane
Molecular function (GO): G protein-coupled receptor activity; protein binding
Source: RefSeq, a predicted model, not a curated record